This is a messenger RNA of Paramecium sonneborni, 2418 nucleotides long. The record is from the annotation of a GenBank genome assembly. Lineage: Eukaryota; Ciliophora; Oligohymenophorea; Peniculida; Parameciidae.
AUGAAUAAAAGUAAUAGUGUGAAUUAUUAUCCUGAUGAAACUAAACUAAAAUCAACAGCUCAUCCACUAAUAUUUUAUAAUGAUUAAGACAAAUUGGUCAAAAAAAUUGAAUGCGGAUCACUUAUAUAAUUCUAAUAAAGAGUAAAAUAAAUUAAGCAUCAAGAAUAAUUGGAAGGAAAGCUUAAAAGAUAUAAGAAAUAUUAAACGUGUUUAGUUGAAAUAGAAUAAUACACUACAUAAUAAAAAUCUUCAGGUUCCUCUCCAUUAUAUGUAUAAUAUAAAUGUAAUUCCAAAUCAAAUUCAUUAUUAAACAUAUUAAAAUAAAAAUUAUCAAAAGAAGAUAAAAUAAAUUAUUUUUUUUAAUUAUUGGAAUUAGCAUAAAUUCACAAAUAUUUAACAAUAGUUCAUAAAAAUAUGAAACCUUCUAAUAUUAUAUGGGAUGAUAAUAAAUUUUAUUUGAUAGAUUUUGGAUAUAUGGAUGAUUAUAAUUAGGAAAUAUUCACAUGUAGAAAAAACUAUAUUGAUCCUAUUAAUCAAGAUCAAAUGAGAAAUUUAUAUCCAUAUUUGUCAAAUUCAUUUAUUGCUGAAUUACAUAAUGCUAAAGGUGAUAAAAAUAAAAUUUAACAAAUAGUUGAAGCUAAAACUUACAAAAUUAUACAAAAAGAGGAUAGAUAUGCAUUAGGCAUUAUGAUGCUUGAAUUAUUUGGAAAUUUUGAAAAAUUUUAUUAAAAGUGUGAUCUUCAUAGUUGUUAUUAAUAAUCAUUCAAAAGAGAAGAAUAAAUAAAAGUAAUAUUGCAUGAUUAAAAUAAUAUUUAAGAUUUUGGAACAUAAAUUAUUGAUAAAAUUUCAGAAAUUAUUAAAAAUAUUAUAUUUAACGAUGAAAUACCUGAAAAAUUUUAAUAAUUAAAAAUUGAUGUAGAAGAAUAUUUCAAAGAAUAGGAAAAAUUUUUUACUGAAGAAUCUUUUAGAUAGACUAUUAUAAACAAUUUAAGUUUUUAAGAAGAUCAAGGUAACUUUAUAUAGGAAUAGAAUAAAUAAAAAGCAACCUUGGAUAAUAAAAUGAAUCAUGAAGAGAAUGAAUACAUUAAAGGCCUUAUAAUGAACAAAUGUUAUGAAUUUGAUGAGAAUUUAUUAUAUUAUUUAGAUAAGGAAGAGUUAAAUAAUUAUUUAUUAAACAUUGGUGAAUCUUUCACAAACUUAAAAAAAAAAGCUAAACAUAUAAAAGGAUUAUACAAAUAAUAUGAGUAAUUAGAAAUAAAUUCCAACAUCUUAGAAGAUAUAUAUUAUAUUCUACAGUUAUAUAGUAAUGAUCAUAAUAAUUAAAUUUGUUUAAAAUAUGAAAAAGAAAUCUAAGAGAUGAAUAAAAAAGAUUAAAAAGAUUUUAAAUUUAAUCAAAUUAAUAAGAGCUUGACAAAGAAAAGAAUAUAAUAAGUAUCUUAACUUAAUCUUGAAAAUUAAGAAGACCAUUACGACCGACCUAAUACUUAAACUACCGUAUAAUCUAAUAAUAGAAUUUAGAGGAUAGAAUCCUAAUUAGAUAAUAUCUCUAAUCCAAAUUAAGAAUCUGAUUCUUUAAAGUAAUUUAUAUAACCAUCAUCUAAAAUUUAAUUUAUCGAAGUAUUAUAAAAUUAAAUACCUGAAAUUAAAAUUUUUAUAGACUAUUAUCAAAUAAUGAAUUUGAAAAAAGAAAAUAUGAAUAAUUAAAUUAAUAAUUGGGAUUUUGAUGAAAAUUAAGAAAAACCUAUAAAUUUAAAUAAUAUGAUUAUGGCAUUAGAGAAAAAUUCAUUAUAAUGGUGGGGAUUAUAUAAACAUUAAUUAUUAAUUGGAUAAUUUAGUCAAAAUAAUUAUGAGGAUUUUCAAUUCAAAGGAAAAAUUAUUUAAUAAAAUCAAAAUGGUGAUAUUAUUUUAUAUUUUAAUGUAACUAUAUAUAAUUUGGUAUAAGAUCUAAAGAUGGAAGGUAAAAAUGUUAUAAAAUAUAUUUAUUAACGAAAUACAUUUAAACUUUUGGAAAUCUAUUCAGGAGAAUUGAGGAAUAAUAAAAAAAAUGGAGAAGGAAUAAAUCUAGAGAUAACAAAAAAUGAGAUAAUAAAAUAUAAAGGAUGUUGGAAGGACGAUAAAAAAAAUGGAAAUUGUGCUAGUUUUGAGAGAAUUUAAUAAGACUGUAGCUUUUAAAAAGAUAAUCAAAAUCCAUCCUUUGAUUAUGAUUGGAGUAAUUUUACAGGUAACUUUGUUAAUGAUUAAAUAAAAUAUGGAUAAGUUUAAGAUCUUAAGGUUUAGGUUUAGGGAUAUUUUUUUUGUAAUUCAACCUUAAGAUUAUUAAAUAAAUCAGGUCAAUACAUAUUUUAAAUCAAUUUCUUAAAAUGCUUGAAAGAAAUAAGUUCAAAAAUGAGAAGUUUUUGUUGCUGUGAGCAUGAUUGA